Molecule: messenger RNA, 1698 nt
Organism: Zychaea mexicana
Lineage: Eukaryota; Fungi; Mucoromycota; Mucoromycetes; Mucorales; Lichtheimiaceae
Exons: 7
Coding region: 25-1698 (557 amino acids)
Biological process (GO): pyruvate metabolic process; malate metabolic process
Cellular component (GO): mitochondrion
Molecular function (GO): NAD binding; malate dehydrogenase (decarboxylating) (NAD+) activity
Source: RefSeq, a predicted model, not a curated record
UCUCGCUCUCUCUUUUUGAGAAUUAUGGCCACAUCAUUAAAUAGAACUGAGAAGGAAGGAGCUGCCAUGUUGUCCUUGACAGGAAGAUUCCCAGCUGCCGUUGGUGAUAUGAACACGCAAAAGAAGCGUGUCUUGCAAUACCUUCGUUCCCAGACAUCCUUACUGGACAAGUAUGUUUUAAUGGCCCGCCUGCGAGCGACACAUAUGCACCUUUUUUACAAGAUCGUCGUUGAAGAAUUGCAGGAAAUGGCACCCAUAAUCUAUACACCAACGGUAGGAACUGCCUGCCUUGAGUAUUCUAACAUUUACCCAUUCCUUUCACCUCCCGGAGUCCCUGACGGACUCUUCCUGUCGGGCAUGGAUGAUUAUGAGACUUUGUGUGACACCAUUCGCAACUACAACUCCUCCUCCGCCGGUUCCCCAGAGAUUGCCGUCAUUUCUGACGGCUCACGCAUUCUCGGCAUUGGCGAUUUGUCAUGUAAUGGCAUGGGCAUCCCCAUUGGCAAGUUACAGCUGUAUGUUGCCGGUGCCGGUAUAGACCCUCGCCGUACUUUACCUAUAUUGUUGGACUUGGGCACCAACAAUGAACGUCUCCGGACCGAUCCGUUCUACAUUGGACAAAGAAAGCCGCGACCCGAGGAUAACGAGUUUUACGAAACCGUUGGCCGCGUGCUCAAGGCACUAAAAACAGUAUAUCCCAGUCUUCUUAUCCAAUUUGAGGACUGGAGUUCGGAACAUGCUUUCGGGUUGCUGGAAAAAUAUCAGAAUCAGUUGUUGUGCUUCAAUGAUGAUAUCCAGGGUACUGGUGCAGUGAUUCUGUCAGGUAUCAUUAAUGCUAUCACACUCGCUCAUACCGAAUCUGGCGUGUCGCCUGAUAUUCAUCGUAUUAUCUUUUAUGGUGCUGGAUCGGCUGCCAUUGGUGUGGCUCGUCAAAUUCAAAGCUAUUUCCAGAUCGACUGUGGUAUGACUGAAGAGCAGGCUCGUCGUCAUUUCUGGAUCGUCGAUAGCAAGGGUCUGGUUACUUUGGAUCGUGGUGAUAAACUUCCUCAGCACAAGGUCUAUUACGCGCGCAAUGAUAACGGUGGUCAACAGUACAAGAGUCUUUUGGAUAUUGUCAACUACAUCCGUCCCACUGUAUUGAUUGGUCUCUCAUCCACACCUGGCGCCUUUAACACCCAAAUUUUAAACCGAAUGGCCGAACUAAAUGCAAGACCCAUUGUGUUCCCACUCUCAAAUCCAUCUACCAAAGCAGAAUGCACGUUUGCCGAGGCCAUGCUUGCGACAGAUAACAGAGUCAUCUUUGCUUCUGGCACAGCCUUUCCCGCAUACGCUAUCCCAGAGACUCAAACCACAUGCUACCCAGCCCAAGGCAAUAACAUGUACAUUUUCCCUGGUCUCGGUUUGGGUGCCGUGCUGGCGCAGCCCAAAGCGAUUUCCGAUAUAAUGAUAUACAAGGCUGCCAAGGCUUUGGCAGCUUCAUUAACAGUUCAGGAACGAAAACAAGGCUGGCUGUAUCCAUCCCUCGAUAGAAUCCGUCAAGUCUCUGCUAUCAUAGCAGAGGCUGUGUGCUGUGAAUCAAUUGAAGAAGGCUCGGCAACGAAUGAAGUCAAGGAUGCAUUUGCAAAGGGUCAAUUGCUUUCUUAUAUAGAAGAUCACAUGUGGUCACCCGAGCCCAAAUUGCUCAAGAAUAAAAUUUAG